UCCCACCCCUCCCCUUCCCCUUCUCCUUCUCCCCUCCACUGUGGCCGAAGGACGGGUGAGGAAGCCGGACUAUGUGGACGGCUCGCGUGACUCAAGAGGAGCUCUUGUCUUUGCUUCGUGCUGUGGCGAGACAGACCAUAGAGAACUCCACGUGGAGCCCCAGUGGGGCUCCUCCUUUUCUUCCCACGAACUGAUGACCAGACUAUGCUUCUUAUUGGGAGAAGCAACAUCCGGCAUAGCUAGUUCUCCUAUGGAGGACAGGAAAGAAAAGAAGGGCCCUACUCCCACUCAGGGAGGGAGCCCCAGUUCCACAUUGACUUGCAGCACUGCCUCUCUUUGUUCUGAGAGCCCCUCUUCCACCUUAAGCGGCAGUAAUGUGUGCCAUCCUUUGCCCUUGCCCUCACCACACGGUGGUGGCUCCUGCCUCAGCACUAGCGGGGCGCUCUCCAGUCCCGUUCGCAGCCCCACCCAAUGCUCUCCCGCUGUACUCGUUGCUGGCAGCAGCCUCGGCCCACCAUCUCAAAGCCCCUCCUCCACCCUGGAGAGCAAGGACAGUGGAAUUAUAGCGACCAUCACGAGUUCGUCUGAGAAUGAGGAGCGAAGUGUCUCGAGUUCGGAUCUGACUACGGACGAACCCCCAGGGGGCAGUGUUAUCGUCAUGGGCCACACAGGCGAAGACAAUCAUCUUGGGCCCCAACGGAGUAAUCCCACCAUCCAAUUUGAGGAGUUAUCAGUGAGAGCCGAUAUCAAGGAGCCCAGAACACCCCCGCCACCCAAGAGACCCCUCCCACAGCACCACAUACACAACACUUCCUCCUCGGUCAUGCCCCGUCCAAAUUCUGUAGCAGCAACGUGUUCCACUAGAUUGGAAGAUCUGAGUUAUCUGGACAACCAACAGGUUGGCGGGCACAAGGGCUCCAUCCGCAAGUUAAACACACCUGGACGCACAAAUGAAGACUCCAAAGGGAGAUUGAGCCAUUUCAAACAAGCCGACAUCACGCUGAAGCCGCUGCUGUUCGAAGUUCCCGGCACCAGUGCGGAAACAUCUUUUGUUGGUCGGGAUUGGCUUUUCACGCGACUGGAUGAGGUCUUGAGGAAAACCAUUAACUGCGAGGGAAGAGGGGCCGUCAUCGUGGGAAACGCAGGCUCAGGCAAAACGGCCAUCAUGUGGCGGUUGGUGGCGCUCAGCUGUCACGGCUUGCGCACGCAACACGGAGGGCCCAGCAUCCCUCACAGUCCGAGCUCUUCUCCCAAAUGUGGGGAAAGGCAGCGAAAAGCCACCUCCAAACAAGGCGCUGAUGAUUCCCAGAUCAACCAGAGUGCUGUUACAGGAGCGGCUGGUGGCACAGCACAGAGGAAAGAGCUUGCCAGAUGUCUCGCCAACAAGGUGGUCGCUUACCAUUUCUGCCAGGCUGACAACACAUACACCUGCCUGGUCCCAGAAUUCGUUCACAGUCUUGCCGCCUUGUUGGCUAGAUCCCCACAGCUCACUCCAUACAGGGAGCUGCUGAUCCAGGAACCUCAUCUCCAGAAUAUGCUCAGCCUGCGCUCCUGUGUGCAAGACCCCAUUGCUGCCUUUCGAAAGGGGGUCCUCGAGCCCAUGACCAGCUUGCGCAAGGAGCGAAAGCUGCCUGAAGAAGACUACAUCAUCUUGGUUGACAGCCUCAAUGAGGCUGAAUUUCAUAAACCGGACUACGGGGACACCAUAGCCACCUUCAUCACCAAGAUCGUCUCUAAAUUCCCCGUCUGGCUCAAGCUUGUGGUCACAGUGAGGACGGGCCUGUUGGAAAUAACCACCCUGCUGCCGUUCUCUGGCAUCUCACUAGACAUUCUGCCCGACAGCAGCGAUCUGGGAGCUGACCUGAGCGACUACAUUCAUCACCGGGUGAACGGGAGUGCCCAGAUCGCCGCAAACGUCACCACGGCCACAGGCUCGGUGCCUGAUCUUCUGCUCCUCAGCAAGUUCAGCAGUCACUUGACCACGCGCAGCAAUGGCUCCAUCCUCUACCUCCAGCUGACCCUGGAUCUGUUCCACAAGGGGCAUCUGGCAUUGAAAGGGGGAAACUACCUGGUUGUGCCAGUGUCGCUAUCAGAGGUGUACCUGCUGAUGUGCCGCGUGAACUUCCCAGACAAAGACGACUUUGAACGAGUGCUUCCAGUGCUAAAUGUGGCACUGGCGUCGCUGCACCCGCUGACGGAUGAACAAAUGUUCCGAGCGCUCAAUGCAGGCAGCGUGAGGGGGGAGCUGGAGUGGAAGGACUUUCAGCAGAGAUUAGAGAGCCUGGCUGAAUUCAUGGUGAAACGCAGAGAUGGCACACGCAUGCUGUGCCAUCCCUCCUUCAGAGAGUGGCUCGUUUGGAGAGCAGAUGGAGAAAGCGCUGACUUCCUCUGUGACCCAAGGAGCGGCCAUGCUCUCCUGGCGUUCAUGUUCUCCAGACAGGAGGGCAAGUUGAACCGUCAGCAGACCAUGGAACUGGGACACCACAUCCUCAAGGCUCACAUUUUCAAGGGUCUGAGUAAGAAAACCGGGGUGUCCUCCACUGUCCUGCAGGCCAUGUGGGUAAACUGCAGCACAGACAGCCUGUCUGCUGCGCUCGCCUCCCUUAGGAAUCUGUACACACCUAAUAUCAAGGUCAGCCGUCUGCUGAUGCUUGGUGGCGCUAAUGUGAACUGGUAUACUGAGGUAGUGGGACACGCCCCCAUCCUGGCCGUCCAUUCCCACCUGGGACAUGUAGAGAUGGUGGGCUUGUUGAUGGAAAUGGGGGCAACCGUAGAUAUGAGCACGGACAGCGGCAUGACGCCUCUGUGCCUGGCGGCAGCCGCGGGACACGUGGCUGUUGUCAGCCUGCUCUGCAAGAGAGCGGCCAAGGUGGCCCAGGCUGAUAAGAAUGGCCAGUGUGCACUGCUCCACGCCGCACUAAAGGGCCACAUGGAGAUCGUCAGCGUCUUGCUGGGACAGGAUUGGGGUCCUGAAAAUGCCACCGAUCCACAGCAGCAGCAGCAGACUAGCACUGGGAAAAAGCAGGCCGUGCAGCAGGCGGUCACAGCCGCAGCCAGCGUGGGACACACACAGGUGGUAAAGUGCCUGCUGGACUUGGAAGAUGAACAGCUGGCAGUGCAGAUGGACGCUCACGAUUCUCUCUGGGGAGAAACGGUCCUGAGUGCAGCAGCAGGCAGGGGGAGGAUGGAAGUGUGCAAGCUCCUUUUGGAUCGAGGGGCUGGGCUGGAGGUGCCAAAUCGCAGAGGGAUGGUUCCCCUCCUAAGCGCGGCCAAACACGGACACACACAGGUGGCAGAGUUGCUGUUGAAACACAACUCGGACAUGAGCGUGUGUGACAAGCAGGGCCGCACACCGCUCAUAUUGGCUGCCUCGGAGGGCCACGGCAGCACUGUGGAGAUGUUGCUGUCUAAGGGCUCCUCGGUGUCUGCUGCGGAUCAGGAAGGUCUGACUGCAAUGGGCUGGGCUUGCAUGAGGGGCCACAAAGGUGUGCUGCAGCCUCUGGUGGAUGCCGGUGCAGACCUGAACCAAGCAGACAGACAGGGACGCACUCCUCUCGACCUCGCCGCCCUUAACGGAGAUGCUGAUAUGGUACACGUUUUGCUAGAUCACGGUGCAGUGCUAGAGAGGACGGACAGCAGUGGAAGUAGGGCUGCGGACCGGACUCCUGGCUGCCAGAAUCCGGCUCUGGUGGCCUCGCUACUCAAGAAAGGCUCCAAAACUACACAAGGCUACAGAACGGCACCGCAUGAUCGAUCAGGUCAUGCCACAUGGGCCAUGGCUUCCUCCAAACCAGAUAUCCUUCUCAUCCUGCUGCAGAAGCUCAUGGAGGAAGGAAACUUGCUUUACAAGAAGGGACGUAUGAAGGAGGCCGGCCAGCGUUACCAGUACGCUCUGAGAAAAUUGCCUCGGGAAGGCCAAGGGGAAGAGUUAAAAGGGCUCAAAGACCUGCGGGUGUCUCUCUAUCUCAACCUAUCCCGCUGCCGAAGGAAAACCAAUGACUUUGGCAUCGCUGAGGACUUUGCAACUAAAGCUCUGGAACUGAAGCCCAGGUCCUAUGAGGCCUAUUAUGCCAGAGCACGUGCCAAGAGGAGUAGCAGGCAAUUUUCCGAGGCACUGGCAGACCUCCAUGAAGCCGCACGACUCUGCCCAACCAACCGGGAGAUCCGUCGCCUGCUGCUACGGGUGGAGGAGGAGUGCGCGCAUCAUCAGAGGAUAUCCAGUGGCAGCAACACGUCACAGAGCUGGGACCCUCACAGUCACCACUGUCACACCCCUGAGGACGAGGCAGACGUGUGUUCACAGGGAAGUCUUGAAAGGCCAAUCCCAGAAGAGCACUCUGAUCCACAGCAAGAAGAGGAAGAGGAAGAAGGGGAGGAGCUGAGCCUGCAAUGUGGAAAAGGCUCAGAAUGUUGGCCUCUGAAUCCGUACGGUCCAAACAGAACUCUCCCUGGUGGUGUGGCCUUUGGGUUAGCUGAUCAGAUGGUGUGUUUUCCUCAAGAGGAGUACAUUCAGAAUCCGCUCUUUACGGAUCUGCCUGACCCGCUUCUCGCUGUCCACAAGCAAAGUCAAAACCAGAGCGGGAGGACUCAUCACCACUGCCACUCCCUGCAAUCAGGGGCCAGAGUGGGUGGCAGACCUCUAUCUCUCUGUGGACCCUCCAGUCCUUUGCCAGGGAGACACAUCUCCACCUCUCUGAGGCCUGUUCCUGCACUGGCCCUCGAAACGGAACAUUCCGGGCUCAGCCCCACUGAACACUACCAUCCCAUGUCCCCGAGCAGUUCCUCCCCGCCGGGUCCUCUUCAAAUGUACCAGCCCCGCUCGUCCAGCUUCUCCAGGGGUUCCGACAGACUCUCUGCACACUCAGUGGCUCUGGAUAGCCUGGCACUUGCCCUGGGCUCGGUUGUGGAAGUCAGGAGGGAGGCUGGUGGAGCAGGAACAACAGGGUCCAGGGGUUCGAGCUCCAGUCAGGCCUCCAGUGGGAACCAGUCAGACAACGGCAAGCAGCAGAUGCUAGACCCCCCUUGUCCCCUAAAGAGCAGCGGCAGCUUCAAGUCUAAAGGCGAGAUGAAGCCACGACCCUUCAUGGGGGUUAUGGACAAAGCGGUGCGAGUCCAGAGCCAGCAGACCUCCAGUUUUGGCCGACAGGGGCAAGGAGGAGGGGGCGCGGAAAGUUUCAACAUGUCAGUCAUGGAGUUCCAGGGCUUGAACAAUGAGUACAAGCGCUCUUCCUUCCAGGAACCGCUCUCUGGAAGUCACGCCAGCUGCCAGCAGAGUCGGGACCAGGGAGAGCGACUCCACCAACGAGAGGCAAGAGCCGCCAUGUCGUCCCACCUACGUUUUCCCGAGGGGAGGAACAGGCAAGCGAGUCUGACCAGAGACAACCCAACGCUGCAUAUGGCGCCCAUGAAGCCCAAACGCUCCUUUAUCGAGUCCAACGUCUGAAUAAUUGAUCAAAGCCCAAAAGAACACAAAGUCCCAUACAAGGUAGCUACAAUGCAAGCCUGUGUGAUGACUUCUGCUGCAGCGUCGCAUUUACAAUCGAGAAUCAACCAGUGAUCUGCUUCUGCUUACAUGUUUACAGCUAGUGCAUAGUGUGUUAAAGAAAACCACACAUACCUUAAGUAGGGUUUUUAAAGAACUAGCACAUUAUCUGAACAGUAGUCCUGAUAGACCAACUGGGAUAUUUAUAGAUAGUAGGCGCCAAGAUACUUCCGGGUGGCAGAAUCCAACUGAAUGAAUCGAUGACAAAAACCCAUUGAGCUUGGCGUUGCGCUGACAGCUUUAGCCGAGGAGUUUUGGAUUUUUUGGGGAAAAAAAUUGCAAUCCAACUAAAUUUGUGGAUGAGCAGAAUUUGGCAAACGGAUGUCAUAAACGGCCUUUAGUCUCUGUAAUCUAAAACCAUUUUUAAGAAAUGAGCGAUGUACGACUACUGAAAUGCAAAAUUUGAAAAAAGGUGGAGUAAUUCUUUUUUUUUUGUCUUUGACAGCAAAUUUCAAUUGGGAGUGGCAAUGAAUACCUUCAAGACACAUUACUGAAUUCAUAAUUUUAUCAGCCAAACUGCUUUUUGUAAUAAAUUUCAGGUACUGCUUCCAUUCAGUACUCGAAUCUUUAGGCUGCGCUCAGAAAGCAAAGCAAAAAUAAUCAAGCAACAACUCUGCCUCAUAUUUUGAAAAACUUGUAAGUUGAAUCAAUAGUAUUGCAUCAUACCACUGUAAAUGAUUUGAAUGGUUUUCUUUUUGUGGGCUGGUACGGGAAGUCUUACUUUUAUGGGAGAUCAAACACCCAUUGAAAUACAUUUGAACUGUUUAUUAAGAAAGAAACAUGGUUAAAACUCAGAGAAAGUUAGAGUGAUCAAUGAGAAUCUGCAUAAUUAACUAACGUUGGUCAUGGUAGCAGCUGUCUUAACCAGGGUUUCUUAACCAGGGGUACGUGCAGUAUGGAAAGGAACAUUUUACUCGAAUUCGAGACCUUUAUCUAUGAAACUACAAUGGGUAAAAGGACUGUGGAUUCCUUCAACAGCCAUUUCAGUACAACCAGGUGAAAAAGGAGAUUGUAAAAGAAAUGUUAAAAAAUACAUCAUUUUCCUCUACCACUACAGAUAGUACUGUGUGUGGUGUUGUUAAUAUUUAUUGAAUGUUGUUGUUGCAAAAAGAAUUAACAGCCCAAGUCUUUUCUUUUAUUUAUCGGUUCAAAAUAUUUAAUUGCUCUACAUUUCAGUGUAAAAGUUACAUUUACUUGAGAAUUUAAAUAUAAUUACCAUUAGAAGGGAUGUUCUUUCAUUAUUUUUGCUCUAACAUCAUCAGUAUAUCAGAUGCAUUUAAAAAAACAACAACAACCAAAAGUAUUGUUUAUCCUGAUAGUUUUGGGUAAAUAUAUCAUCCACAAAAAAAUUGUUAUUGUGAAAGGCUUACCAAUGAAAUAUUUGAUAGUCGGCUUCAGCUCGGUGCAGUGUAACUGAUAAAUUGCAUUUUCAUUCAUUUAAAUGAGACUAGAUGAUACGAGUGUGAUCACGGAAUAAAUUGAAGUCGUAUCUCAACAUUCCUCUGUACGUUGGUUUUUCAAGAGAAAGUUUCAUUCGCCACCCGGAAGUACAUGUGUGAUGUCAUGAUGAAUUGUCCUUUAUCAAACAUUCAAGUCUGAGAACGUCUUGUGCAUGAAUCAUAAUAAUAAACCCCAUGCUAGGAUAAGACCAUUCUGAUUGUGUCUUUUAAAAAAAACAUUUAUAUUUGUAUCAUAUACACUAUAUUUGAAGAUGAUAUAUUUACUUGUAAAUGGCUUUGUCAACAUUACAGCUUUCUAACGACAUCAGAUUCUUUUUCAUAAACACAUAACACAUGACAACGUUAGAACAUCCUUGUCAAUGUUGGUUGCUUCAAUAUUUACAGUAUAUGGCUUUUAUUUUUGCAUAGCAGAUGACUUAUGAAGUGUUUACUGGUUUUAUUGAACACAAGCAGUCAAGAAUUAAAAAUACACAAUAGGCAUUACAAUUAUGUCUAUAGUUGUCAUAUACACUUUUCAUGCUAUGAAUACAAAAUGUGGCCACAAUUAAUGUGGUACAAUAAAAGAACAAAGAUGACUGUAGUUCAUUAUUUAUGCUUUACAGGGUGUAUUUGGAUUAAGAGAAAAUAAACAUUGAAAUGUAUAGAUAUGAAAUAAAAGAAUGUCCAUUUAUGAAUGCUGGGUGUGUAAAUUGUCCUCAUGCAAUGUGUAAGGAGAACAAAUAAUGGCUACAUUAAUAAAAUACAAAAUAUUUUAAAA
Molecule: messenger RNA, 7759 nt
Organism: Syngnathus acus (greater pipefish)
Lineage: Eukaryota; Metazoa; Chordata; Actinopteri; Syngnathiformes; Syngnathidae
Gene: tanc1a
Product: tetratricopeptide repeat, ankyrin repeat and coiled-coil containing 1a
Exons: 26
Coding region: 194-5443 (1749 amino acids)
Molecular function (GO): protein binding
Source: RefSeq, a predicted model, not a curated record